AUGACUUCUAUAACCUUUGGUCCAUCAAACUCUGGCCUCCAGGCUGGUAUUGUGAAUGGCACGGUUAAUGCGCAGUUCCAUCUUCCUGCGGCGACCGGACACUCCCCCGCCCCGCUUUCAACGGUUCCAUUUCGUCGUGACCCUGACUUUGUUAGUCGUGAGACGUUACUUGACCAGUUACAUAAAAAGGGCUUAGUGCCCGGGUCUCGUAUUGCACUGGUCAGCCUAGGUGGUGUUGGAAAAUCGCAACUUGCUAUCGAGUAUUGUUGUCAAAUUCGAGAUGAAUCUGCCGAGACGUGGGUUUUCUGGAUUCACGCGAGUAAUGCAAAUCGGUUUAUGCAAAGCUGCCGAGAGAUUGCCAACCGAGUCAAGAUCUUCGGCCGCCAGAACCCUCAGGCGAACAUCUUAGAACUCCUUCUGGAUUGGCUACAGAAUGAGAAGCACAGAUGGGUUCUCGUCCUUGAUAAUUUAGAUGAUGACCAAUUCCUUCAUCAAACCCCUCAGACUAGGACGCUAGCUCAAUCGAUCUGGGCGUACUUCUCUCAGAUAUCAAGAGGCUCUAUCGUUAUCACAAGUCGGAGUCGGCGUGUGGCCUUACGAUUAGUGGAAGACGAAGAUGUUAUUUCGGUCGAACCAAUGGACAAAACGCAAGCAUUCGCACUUUUUGAAAAAAAGCUCGGCGCCCAAUCCAAUAAGGAAGAUAUUAUUCAGUUAAUCGCAGCACUUGAGUUUAUGCCGCUUGCGAUUGCACAAGCAGCGGCGUAUAUAAGACAAAGAGCACCACGAGAGUCGGUCCAACAAUACCUCAAAAAGUUCCAGAAGAGCGACCGCCAGAAGAUCAGUCUCCUUGAUUAUGAAGGGGGUCAUCUCCGUCGAGAUCUAGAGUCCAAGAACUCGAUCCUCAUCACCUGGCAAAUUUCAUUCGAUUACAUCCAAAGAAUCAGGCCAAAAUCGGCAGACUUGUUAUCUCUUAUGAGCUUCUUUGAUCGACAAGGUAUUCCUGAUUAUAUACUCCGAGAGAAUAAACAGGACAAAAGCGAAAGUGUACCUGAUGAGGUCGAUAUACUUGAAGACAAUAUCCUAGUACUAAGAGACUUCUCGAUGAUCUCCGUCAGUACAGAUGGACAGAACUUUCAAAUGCACCGACUCAUCCAACUCUCUAUCCAAGAGUGGCUUAAGGCACAUAAACUGCUUGAGCGAUGGCAAGAAGACUUUAUACAACGACUUUGUGAUAAUUUUCCUGAUGGUGAAUUUCAGAACUGGCCGACCUGUCAAUUACUAUUCGCUCAUGUGCUAUAUGCUCUAGAACAACGGCCUAACACCGAAUCCCUAUUAGAAGAAUGGGCCUCACUGCUAUAUAGAGCGGCACGGUUUGCAAAUGGUAUAGGGAAUUUCGUCGAUAGCAAAAUAAUGGCACGGAAGUCAAUAGAAGUGAGGAAUAAGUUAUUCGGUCAACGGAGUCAAAAGAGCCUUGAUAGUUUAGGAGUGUUAGGGCUAUCACUUAUGUAUGGGGGUGAAUGGAAGAAAGCUGAAGAGGUCCAACUACAGUUGACGGAGACAAGCAGGCAGGUGCGUGGGUCAGAACAUCCUGAUACUCUAGCAAGUAUAGUCAACCUAGCGUCGACCUACUCGGCUCAGGGACGAUGGAAGGAAGCCGAAGAGCUUGAGGUUCGGGUGGUCGAGAUGUGUAAGCAGGUGCUUGGGCCAGAGGAUCCCGAUACUUUGACCAGUAUGGCCAACCUAGCAUCGACUUACCGAUACCAGGGACGAUGGAAAGAAGCCGAAGAGCUUGAAGUGGAGGUGAUGGAGACAAGUAGGCAGGUGCUUGGGCCAGAGCAUCCCAACACUAUGACCAGUAUGGCCAACUUAGCAUCGACCUACCGAAACCAGGGACGAUGGAAAGAAGCCGAAGAGCUUGAGGUUCGAGUGGUGGAGAUGCGUAAGCAGGUGUUUAGACCAGAACAUCCUAAUACUCUGAACAGUAUGGCCAACCUAGCGUCGACCUACUCGGCUCAGGGACGAUUAAAGGAAGCUGAAGAGCUUGAGGUGGAAGUGAUGGAGAUAAGUAGGCAGGUGCUUAGGCCAGAACACCCCGAUACUCUGAACAGUAUGGCCAACCUAGCUUCGACCUACCGAAACCAGGGACGAUGGAAAGAAGCUGAAGAGCUUGGGGUUCGGGUGGUCGAGACGCUUAAGCAGGUGCUCGGGCCAGAACAUCCCAAUACUCUGGCCAGUAUGGCCAAUCUAGCGUCGACCUACCGAAACCAGGGACGAUGGAAAGAAGCCGAAGAGCUUGAGGUUCGGGUGGUCGAGACGCUUAAGCAGGUGCUUGGGCCAGAACAUCCUAAUACUCUGAACAGUAUGAUCAACUUAGCAUCGACCUACCGAAAUCAGGGACGAUGGAAAGAAGCCGAAGAGCUUGAGGUGGAGGUGAUGGAGACAAGUAGGCAAGUGCUUGGGCCAGAACACCCCGAUACUCUGACCAGUAUGGCCAACCUAGCUUCGACCUACCGAAACCAGGGACGAUGGAAAGAAGCUGAAGAGCUUGAGGUUCGGGUGGUCAAGAUGCGUAAGCAGGUUCUCGGGUCAGAACAUCCCAAUACUCUGGCUAGUAUGGCCAACCUAGCAUCGACCUACCGAGACCAGGGACGAUGGAAGGAAGCCGAGGAGCUUGACAUUCGGGUGGUCGAGACGCUUAAGCAGGUGCUUGGGCCAGAACACCCCAAUACUCUGACCAGUAUAGCCAACCUAGCGUCGACCUACACAAACCAGGGACGAUGGAAAGAAGCCGAAGAGCUUGAGGUGAAGGUAAUGGAGACAAGUAGGCAGGUACUUGGGCCAGAACACCCCGAUACUCUGAUCAGUAUCGCCAACCUAGCAUUGACCUACCGAAACCAGAAACGAUGGAAAGAAGCUGAAGAGCUUGAGGUUCGGGUGGUGGAGAUGCGUAAGCAGGUGCUUGGGCCAGAACAUCCCGAUACUCUGGCUAGUAUAGCCAACCUAGCAUCGACUUACUGGGAUCAGGGACGAUGGAAGGAAGCCGAGGAGCUUGAGGUUCGGGUGGUUGAGAUGUGUAAGCAGGUGCUUGGGCCAGAACACCCCAAUACUCUGACCAGUAUGGUCAACCUAGCAUCGACCUACCGAAACCAGGGACGAUGGAAAGAAGCUGAAGAGCUUGAGGUUCGGGUGGUGGAGAUGCGUAAGCAAGUGCUUAAGCCAGAACAUCCCGAUACUCUGACCAGUAUGGCCAACCUAGCGUCGACCUACUCAGCUCAGGGACGAUGGAGUGAAGCCGAAGAGCUUCAUAUUCGAAUGGUGGAAAUGCGCAAUCAGGUUCUCGGGCCAGAACAUCCUAAUACUCUGACCAGUAUGGCCAACCUAGCAUCGACCUACCGAAAACAGGGACGAUGGAAAGAAGCCGAAGAGCUUGGGGUUCAGGUGAUGGAGAUGCGUAAGCAGGUGCUCGGGCCAGAACAUCCCGACACUCUGACCAGUAUGAAUAAUUUAGCAUAUACGUUGAAGUCAUUAGGUGGGCACGACGCUGCUGAGCAGUUGAUGACAGCAUGUGCCCGACUUAGCAGUCAAAAACUCGGCCCUAACCACCCGAAUACUUUAUCUUCAAUAUCGACUCUCAAUGACUGGAGUGGGAAGAGUCACGUCUCUGCUCAAACUACCCAGGAAACGACUGACGCAGCACACGUUUCUCCUGCAAAAAAUACCAUGGCAACCGCUGAACCAGUUUCUCAACCUGACCAACAUCGCAGACGAGCAAUUUUCUCCCGUCUCUUCCGAAAAAAGUGA
Molecule: messenger RNA, 3801 nt
Organism: Penicillium taxi
Lineage: Eukaryota; Fungi; Ascomycota; Eurotiomycetes; Eurotiales; Aspergillaceae
Product: tetratricopeptide repeat protein
Exons: 3
Coding region: 1-3801 (1266 amino acids)
Cellular component (GO): kinesin complex
Molecular function (GO): protein binding; ADP binding
Source: RefSeq, a predicted model, not a curated record